This is a messenger RNA of Dentiscutata erythropus, 414 nucleotides long. Lineage: Eukaryota; Fungi; Glomeromycota; Glomeromycetes; Diversisporales; Gigasporaceae. The record is from the annotation of a GenBank genome assembly.
AUGUCUCAAAAUAACUCUCAUGUUACUAUGUUUGACCGUCUUCAAAAAUCCAUUUAUAAUUCUCAAUCUUACCAAAGGCUUAAAAAUAAAAAGUUUAAAGAUGCUAUUGCUUUCCUUUCAAAUAGAAUCUCAUCUACUGAAUCUGAAAACAAUUCUCUAAAUGCUAGAAUAAAUUCUCUUGAAUAUGAAACCAACUUUCUCAAUGCCAGAAUAAACUCUCUUGAGGAGAAAUUAAACCAGAUAUCUGGUCCUUUUUUCAAUAUUUCUCUAGAAACACCGCAAUUUCCUCCUUCCGUGGACUUAUUGUCAAAUCAUUACGAGCCUAAUAAUCCUGAACUUGCUCUCUCAAAUUUUGAUUACAAUACUCCAAGUGGUGGCACUUAUUCUUCCGAUAAUCAUUUCUCCGCUAAUUAA